Messenger RNA from Camelina sativa (false flax), 2828 nucleotides. NCBI's taxonomy places the organism in Eukaryota, Viridiplantae, Streptophyta, Magnoliopsida, Brassicales, Brassicaceae. The record is from RefSeq and is a predicted model, not a curated record.
CACCACUCACUCACCUCAAAACCACUUCAUAAAACCAUUAGUUGAUUUCCAACCAAGUCCCCCUAUUGCUUAGCUUGAUACUAUCCUAUUUUUCAUCGACAAACAAAAAGAGUGAGACAAAGAUGGAGAGACAGAUCAAGCUAACAAGGGAACAAUAAGCCUAAAGAUUUGAUUCUUCUGAGUUAAUUUACGCAACCAAAACAUUUUAAAGAUCUUCCAGAAAUCGAAAGAGCAAACAUGGUACCAGUGGAUAACAAUGGAGACAAUGAUAACAACGAGAACAAUAACAUGAACAACAUUGAUGGUGGACUUUACAACACUAAUGGUGGAGCUGGUGCUGGUGUUGAAGUUGGUGUUGGAGCUGGUACUGGAGCUGAAGAAAUCGACAGUGACAAUCGUGAAGAAGAAUUGGGCAGCGAUCAAAGUCCUCCUCGUAAGAAAAAAAAAUACAAUCGUCACAGCCAAUAUCAGAUUCAGGAGAUGGAAGCUUUCUUCAAAGAGUGUCCUCACCCAGAUGACAAACAAAGGAGGGAUCUUGGCCGUCAAUUGGGUUUAGCACCUGUUCAGAUCAAAUUCUGGUUCCAGAACAAACGCACUCAAAACAAGAAUCAUCAAGAACGUUGUGAGAACACAGAACUUCGGUCAUUGAACAGCAAGCUUAGAUCUGAAAACGAACGGUUCCGAGAAGCUGUUUUCUUAGCCUUGUGCCCUAAGUGUGGAGGCAAAACUGCAAUUGGCGAAAUGUCCUUCGAAGAACAUCAUCUUCGGAUCGUAAACGCUCGGCUAAAUGAGGAGAUCAAUGAAUUGACUGCUCUGGCGGUAAAGUUUAGCAGCAAGUCGGUAAUAAGCUAUCCGGUUAUGUCUCCUCGGCCUUCUAAUCGUCCUCCAACUUUCGAGUUCGGGGCGGGAUCAUCUAGUGAAAGUGGAGGAAACUUCUCGAGGGGAAUCACUGGAACGGCAGAUGCUGACACGCCGAUGGUCAUGGAGUUGGCAAUUGGAGCCAUGGAGGAGCUACUGUUGAUGGCUCAAGUGGGUGAACCACUGUGGAUGGGAGGAGUUGAUGGUACUAGCCUAGCUUUGAACUUGGAUGAAUACGCUAGGACGUUUCGGAAGGGUCUCGGGCCUAGACUGAGCGGAUUUAGAAUCGAGGCAUCUAGGGAAACCGCGCUCGUGGCAAUGAAUCCUACUGGCGUUGUUGAGAUGCUCAUGCAAGCGAAUCUGUGGUCAACAAUGUUUGUAGGAAUGGUUGGUAGAGCCAUAACUCAUGAAAAACUUUUGACUGAUGUUGCUGAAAACUUCAAUGGAGCUCUCCAAAUCAUGAGUGCUGAGUACCAAGUGCUUUCGCCGCUAGUCUCAACCCGGGAAAGCUACUUUGUCCGCUACUGUAAACAGCAAGGAGAGAAUCUGUGGGCGGUGGUGGAUGUUUCCAUCGACCAUCUCCUUCCAAAUACCCACAUGAAAUGUCGCCGCAGACCCUCUGGAUGCUUGAUUCAAGAAAUCCCUAAUGGUUACUCUAAGGUAACGUGGGUUGAACAUGUGGAAGUAAAUGACAGAGAAGCAAAUCAAAACAUAUUCAAGCACUUCAUCAGUUCUGGUCAAGCUUUUGCUGCUAACCGCUGGGUUGCAACAUUGGAACGCCAGUGCGAGAGGAUUGCAAGCAUCAUGACUACAGAUUUUCAAUCCGUGGAUUCGCCUGAUCACCUUGUGCUAACGGAGCAUGGAAAGACGAGCAUUCUGAAACUAGCUGAGCGGGUUGCAAGAAGCUUCUUUGUUGGGCUGACCAGUUCGAUGGGGACUACAUUUUCUGGUGUUGGAGGAGAUGAUAUCAGAAUGAUGACAAUGAAGAACAUAAAUGAUCCAGGAAGGCCUCCUGGUGUCGUUUUUUCUGCAGCCACUUCGUUUUGGGUUCCUGCUCCUCCUAAGAUUGUCUUUGACUUUCUCAGAGAUGUGGAUCAUCGAGCCAGUUGGGAUGUCCUCUGCGCCGGAGGGGUUGUGCACAAGAUAUCAGAAAUUGCAAAUGGGAGAGACAGCAGGAACUGUGCAACUUUACUCAGGAAUGAAAUUCCUUUUGAGAAGAAGAUGAUGAUAAUUCAAGAGACCUCUACUGAUCCAACAGCUUCAUUUGUGAUCUAUGCGCCUGUUGAUACGGAAUCAAUAGAGGGUGUUCUCAGUGCAGGUCAAGAUCCUGACUACGUGGCUCUCCUGCCAUCUGGUUUUGCUAUUCUUCCGGAUGGUAUGGGUGAUCAGCCUGGAGGAAACGGAGGAGGAGGAUCACUCCUGACCGUUUCCUUCCAGAUGCUGGUUGAAGGAGUUGAUUUGGGUAAGCUGAGUAUUACCUCUGUUGCAACCGUUGAGAACCUGAUUCGUACAACCGUGCUGAGGAUCAAAGCUUUGUUUCCUUUUCAGAUUGCAACACCCUCACUCGGAAAGUAAGCUAAAUGGAAGAUUCAAUCAAGGAAGAAAGAGGGGUGUUUGUGUCGAAUAUUGGUUUUUAGAGUUAACUGGAGAGCUUCAAAAGGGGAGGAGUCAAGAACGAACCUCAAAGACAUAGGUUUUUUACAAGGUUCGGGAUUUUGACUUGCCCUGAAAUAUACCCAUUGAAGAUGGAAAAAAAAAAAAAACAACUUUGUUAUGUCAUUUUAGUCUUUUGUUUCCGGAACCUUUUGUUAUUUCAGUUGAGUCUUAUGUUCUUUGUCAUUGUGGAACCUUUUGUUGUUUCAGUUGAUUCUUAUGGUUCCUUGUCAUUGUGAGAACCUUUUCUUAUUUCAUUAUCUGAGUCUUUGGUUUCCUUGUUGAACCUUUUAUGAAGUCUGGUUCUUAUUUUUCAA